Molecule: messenger RNA, 801 nt
Organism: Nicrophorus vespilloides
Lineage: Eukaryota; Metazoa; Arthropoda; Insecta; Coleoptera; Silphidae
Product: cuticle protein 7-like
Exons: 2
Coding region: 81-686 (201 amino acids)
Cellular component (GO): extracellular matrix
Source: RefSeq, a predicted model, not a curated record
UCUUAAGCAGACAUCUACACUACUAACCACGACUCAACACGUGAGAGUGAGAAAGAGAGUGACCCAACCGAAGAGUGAACAUGACGGCAAAGGUGAUUGUACUGUGUGCGGUAAUCGCUUUAGUCCGCGGUGGUUUCAUUGCAACUAAUCAAGUGCAAUCGAAUGGUUAUGCAAGUGCAGUAAACCACCCGACUGUUGCGGUCAGCCGGCCCCUGGUGGUCGCACCGGCAGCGGCGGCAACAGCCAGCUCUUCGGUGAACGUGGCAACGGCAUCGGGGGCGGCGGUGUCAUCAGGUUAUGCCUCAGCUCCAUCUGCCAUCGUUCCUGGUAUCGCCCAAUACUCUGCAAUCAGAGCGGCUCCGGCGGUAGUAGCAGCUCCCGCAGUAGUCGCAGCUAGGGUGGAACCAUUCGACCCGAACCCUCACUACACCUACGCCUACGAUGUCAACGACCCAUCGACUGGUGACUACAAGAACCAGCACGAAAUCCGUGCCGGCAAUGUAGUCCGUGGACAAUACAGCCUCGUAGAUCCCGAUGGUUCCAGACGUACCGUCGACUACACCGCAGAUCCUCACAACGGCUUCAACGCCGUUGUUCACAGGACCAUACCGCAUCCCGUCUCAGUCCCUGUUCCCGUUUCCAUACCAUCACCCGUCUACUCCUCCUACUUGACCGCUCCGCAUUAAUCCAACUGCCUGCCAAGAACCCUGACCUGAUCCCCCUUUUAUGUCGACCCUCAGCUAAACUAUUGUGUUCUUCUAUUUAUACUACUGCCUGCAUAGUACACUGUCCACGUUUUUU